Epinephelus fuscoguttatus (brown-marbled grouper) is the source of this 1034-nucleotide messenger RNA. RefSeq names its product DNA polymerase III PolC-type-like. Gene Ontology annotation, cellular component: cytoplasm. Lineage: Eukaryota; Metazoa; Chordata; Actinopteri; Perciformes; Serranidae. Gene Ontology annotation, biological process: DNA catabolic process. The record is from RefSeq and is a predicted model, not a curated record. The transcript has 3 exons. Gene Ontology annotation, molecular function: 3'-5'-DNA exonuclease activity; nucleic acid binding. Bases 163 to 750 code for a protein of 195 amino acids.
CACUUAAAUGAAACUCGGGUUCAGUGUAGGUUCUGAGUCACCUGUUGACUCCCUCCCUCCGGAUGAGUCGGCAAAUGACGUGAAGAUACCCGGGAUAACCGCAGCUGGCUUCACAUGAGACCUGUCACACAGCUCAGCUGACCGCACCUCAAACUGUCCACGAUGUCUGACAACAAAACAAUCGUUUUCUUUGACCUGGAGGCCACUGGAUUAGACACUGCUGUGUGUGACAUCAUCCAGGUGUCGGCCAUCUGUGGAGAGAAGGUUUUUAAUGUCUACACCCUCCCCCGCCGCUCCCUCACUGAGAGCGCCAGACAGGUGACUGGCUUCACAGUCAGUGAUGGCUCCCUGUUUCUCCACGGGAAUGCUGUGGACACCGUUCCUCUUGUUGAUGCUCUCACGUCCUUCAUCAGCUUCCUGCGCUCAUUCAGCUGCCCUGUGCUGCUGGCGGCCCACGGUGCAAAGCGAUUCGAUGCACCUGUGCUCACCAGGGUGCUGCGAAGGCUCGCCCUACACCAGGAGUUCCAACAGGUGGUGUCUGGGUUCGUGGAUACCUUCCUGCUAAGCAAGAACCUGUAUCGCAAUCUGGGCAGUCAUUCUCAGCAGUACAUGGUGCGCCACUUCCUGGGGAGGACCUACGAGGCACACAAUGCAGUGGAGGACGCCACGAUGUUGCAGGAGCUGUUCAACUCAUGGAGUCCCACCAAAUGGAACGUCUCCAGAGUUACUCUGUCAACCUACCUAUUUUAAGAUAAGCUACAGAAAGGAUGUAUGAUAUUUAUGACCAUUAGAAAAAAAAUGAAAUGAUACAUAGAUCCAAGUUCUUGUGAUGGGAGACAAAUGAUGCAUGUUACACCCCAAACUGGACCCAAACUGACAGAAAUGUCAAUUCCAUAUUGUGUAAUUUGUUUGUUUAGUGUUGUCUAUGCUACUGUAAUGUGUCGUACACAAACAUGUGUUGUACUGUUUUGUCUUUCCAGUAAAUUGUAGCACAGUUUUCCUACAAUAACCAUUAAACUUACAUUUGAUUCUUA